UGCUCUUUGGUUUUGGUCUUGCUUGUAAUCCACUUCCACUCCCACUUCCGCUUCCGCACAUGGGCAGGGCAGCCACUGAGCCUGGCUAGCUUCAUUGCUUGCUUGCUUUUGCUUGAUGGCCUCUGCUUACGUGAAAGCAAGGCAAACCCCCUGAUACUCCUCUCUCUCUCUCUCUCUCUCUCUCUCUCUCUCUCUCUCUAUAUAUAUAUAUAUGUAUAGCACCAGAUAAGAAAACACAGACCAAGUCACCGAGUGAACACACUCUUCUUGGCACUUUUCUGCAUGCCUCUUGGAAAUAUCGAUUUUAUAAACCAAUCUUUCUUACUUUGAUUGGAGCUCGGAGUCUUGGAGACCAACAGCAAGAGAAAAAGCGACAAGAGAUUAUUCAGAUGUAACUGAAUUCUCUCGGUUAUCGAUACUUUAUUAGGCUCUAGUCGGUAUUUGGUGUGGAAAGUGAGCAAUGGACUCUUGCAAAUCCCCUCACAUUGUUCUUCUGCUAUAUCUCUUGCUUUGCUUCUUCUGUCAUUGUUUUGCCAUUGGAGUUGAUACGGACCAGACAGCAAAUCUGCUUGUCGAUGCUUCUCAAGCAUCCGCACGCCCAAUAUCUGACACGCUGUUUGGAAUUUUCUUUGAGGAGAUUAAUCACGCUGGUGCUGGCGGGGUGUGGGCUGAGCUUGUAAGCAACAGAGGUUUUGAAGCUGGGGGACCUAACACUCCUUCUAACAUUGAUCCUUGGGCUAUAAUUGGGAAUGAGUCCUCUUUGAUUGUGUCAACAGACCGUUCAUCAUGCUUUGACCGCAAUAAGGUUGCACUCCGAAUGGAGGUGCUAUGUGACAGCGAAGGCGCCAAUAGCUGCCCUGCUGGGGGUGUUGGAAUUUAUAACCCUGGGUUCUGGGGCAUGAAUAUAGAAAAGGGGAAGACCUACAGUGUUGCGCUUUAUGUUCGUUCAUCUGGAUCAAUCAAUGUAUCCCUAUCACUGACGGGCUUAGAUGGGUUGCAGAAACUUGCUGCUGCUAACAUUAUCGCUUCUGGUUCAGAAGUUUCAAACUGGACAAAAUUCCAGAUUCAAAUGGAAGCCCAAGGAACAAAUCCUAAUUCAAGACUGCAAUUGACAACAAAUAGUAAAGGGGUGAUAUGGUUUGAUCAAGUGUCAGCCAUUCCCUUGGAUACACAUAAGGGACAUGGAUUUCGGAAGGACCUUGUCCAAAUGUUGGCUGAUUUAAAACCUCGGUUUUUCAGAUUUCCAGGUGGCUGUUUCGUUGAAGGUGAAUGGUUACGAAAUGCAUUUCGUUGGAAAGAAACAAUUGGACCCUGGGAAGAGAGACCUGGACACUUUGGUGAUGUUUGGAUGUACUGGACUGAUGAUGGACUUGGUUAUUUUGAGUUUCUCCAACUAUCAGAGGACCUUGGCGCAUUGCCAAUAUGGGUGUUCAAUAAUGGAAUCAGUCACAAUGAUCAAGUUGCUACUUCCAAUGUCUUACCAUUUGUACAGGAAGCUCUUGAUGGUAUUGAAUUUGCUAGAGGCAGUCCUAAUUCUACAUGGGGUUCUCUUCGUGCUAAAAUGGGACACCCAGAACCUUUUGACUUGAGAUAUGUUGCUAUUGGGAAUGAGGAUUGUCAAAAAACGAACUACCUAGGAAAUUACCUUAAGUUCUAUAGUGCUAUAAGAAAAGCCUAUCCUGACAUCAAGAUGAUUUCAAACUGUGACGGUUCUUCUCAAAAGUUGGAUCAUCCAGCUGAUAUGUAUGAUUUUCAUAUCUAUACAUCUUCCAGCGACUUGUUUUCUAUGGCUAAUCAUUUUGAUCACACAUCACGUGAUGGUCCCAAGGCUUUUGUGAGCGAGUAUGCCGUGACUGGAAAAGAUGCCGGAACAGGAAGUCUUCUAGCAGCAUUAGCUGAAGCCGGAUUUCUUAUUGGACUGGAGAAAAACAGUGAUGUUGUUGAGAUGGCAAGUUAUGCACCGCUCUUUGUCAAUACCCAUGACAGACGGUGGAAUCCGGAUGCAAUUGUCUUUGACUCUGCACAGCUUUACGGGACUCCUAGCUACUGGGUGCAAACUCUUUUCAACGUAUCUAGCGGAGCAACUAUUUACAACACAACACUCCAAACAAAUUCUUCUACUUCACUUCUUGCAUCUGCAAUUUCGUGGAAAAACUCAGAAAACGAGAAUACUUACCUAAGAAUAAAGGUUGUGAACUUGGGAACCAACACAGUGAAUCUGAAGGUUUCUGUGAACGGUUUGGAGCCAAAUUCUAUUAGUCCAUCUGGAUCAACAAAAACAGUGCUGACAUCGAACAACGUGAUGGAUGAGAAUUCCUUCAAUGAACCAAAGAAGGUGAUACCGAAACAGAGCUUGCUGGAGUCGGCUGGUGAGGAAAUGGAAGUUGUAAUCUCUCCGCAGUCUUUCACCUCAAUUGAUUUGUUACUGGAAUCAAGCCUUAACGUCGGCACGGAUGGAGCGGCUUCUCUCUUGUUUCUUCUAUGUAAAAGUUAGGGAUGAACAUUGCAUCGUGUCAAUUAAGUCAAGUAAAAUAAUCCAGUUGCCAGUCCCAGUGUAAUCAUAGGCAAUAAUCCAGUGUAAUUAUAUGAAAUAACCUCCCUAAAACAGCGUUUCUCA
Molecule: messenger RNA, 2617 nt
Organism: Pyrus x bretschneideri (Chinese white pear)
Lineage: Eukaryota; Viridiplantae; Streptophyta; Magnoliopsida; Rosales; Rosaceae
Product: alpha-L-arabinofuranosidase 1
Exons: 18
Coding region: 461-2494 (677 amino acids)
Biological process (GO): L-arabinose metabolic process
Molecular function (GO): alpha-L-arabinofuranosidase activity
Source: RefSeq, a predicted model, not a curated record